AUGUUGUUUGAGCUAUUCGACGCAUUGACGGUGGAUGAACAGGAGCGCGGGAGUAUGGUGAUGGCGUUGCGGAUUUUGUUGGCGACUAUUCCUGGCAUUUUCGCGCUGUUUGCUUUGGUCGGUUUGGGAGUGAGGAGCCCUGUGUUGGCGCGGGCUGGUGCGUUUGCGGUUUGGCCCGUGGUGUUGGCGAUAUUCUUGAGUCUGGGUGUGCGUUGGUGGUCGUUAUUAUCGCGAAAUGUGACGAGCAGUCUGGUGGAAGAGCACGACCGACAUGCGGAGUGGAAGCCGAGUGACGCGGAAUGGAAUCGGUUGUGGGUGUUGACUUUGGUGGACACGUUGUCCGUGCUUGCGCUUGUCUACGUCUCGGCCCUGUUCAAACGCAUCGCUCAUCUCUACCGCCGCGGAGGCGACCCGUGGCAUGUUCGCCAACCCGCAAUCGCGAACCCGGAGAGCACGACACCGGAGGGGGCCACCCACGACCUUGAGGGACGCCGCAUAAUCGUCGAAGAUUCCUACGGCCCCGACCCGGCCCCCGUGGUGGUUGCGCCGAUCGUCGCCGGCACCGACCAGAUUGUGGAACCCGUUUUUCACCAGAGCUGA
Gregarina niphandrodes is the source of this 600-nucleotide messenger RNA. RefSeq names its product putative transmembrane protein. The transcript has a single exon. The record is from RefSeq and is a predicted model, not a curated record. NCBI's taxonomy places the organism in Eukaryota, Apicomplexa, Conoidasida, Eugregarinorida, Gregarinidae. The coding region runs from base 1 to 600 and encodes 199 amino acids.